UUCCUUCUAAGUACUUGCAGAAGUUAUUCUUACCAACUCACUCCAAACCCUCUUGAACUGAAGUUGCUUGGUCUUUGCUUUUUCAGAAAACAAAUGGGAUGAAAGUCCAGGGCUGGGACUUCCUCCUAGGGUGUUUGACAAGGACUGACUCACUAUAGGCUCUUUGAAUCCCGGAAGUCCAGGACACACCCAACCCUGAUUGCAGCAUUCCUGAAAGCCAGCAGAGGUAAAGGGACAGAAGCAAAAAAAAAAAAAAAAACCAAAACAUUUCAACAUGCGGGACCCACUAGCAGACUGUUCGUAUAACAAAAUGUACAAGAGCCUAAAGGAGUUUUCUCAAAAUGGAGAGAAUUUCUGCAAGCAGGUCACAUCAAUUCUUCAGCAAAGGGCAAAUUUGGAGAUUAGCUAUGCCAAAGGACUUCAGAAACUGGCAAUCAAGCUGGGCAAAGCAUUACAAAGCACAAAGAAAAACUGUCUUGUCAGUGCCUGGGCCUGGGUCUCGGAAGGCAUGAAAUCUGCAGCGAACCUGCAUCAAAAACUGGGCAAAGCAAUUGAGUUGGAAGCAAUAAAACCAACUCAUCAAGUUCUGACUGUACAUGAAAAGAAGAGAAAAUCUCUUGAUAACGAAGUUGAAAAGACAGCAAAUCUUGUCAUUAGCAACUGGAAUCAACAAAUUAAGGCCAAGAAGAAGUUAAUGGUGAGUACCAAGAAACAUGAAGCACUUUUCCAUCUUGUAGAAAGCUCCAAGCAAACCAUGACUGAGAAAGAGAAGCAGAAGCUCCUGAAUAAAUUGAAAAAAUCAGCGGAGAAAUUGGCAAAAGAAGAUGAAAAUUACUACCAAAAAAAUGUGGUUGGGUGUUCUGCCAGACUGAAAUGGGAAAACACACUGGAACACUGCUACCAAAGCAUCCUAGAGCUGGAAAAAGAAAGAAUCCAGCUUUUAUGCAACAACUUGCACCAGUACACCCAGCAUAUUUCUGUUUUUGGCCAAACCCUGACCACAUGCCACACGCAGGUUCACUGUGCCGUCAGCAAGAUCGAUGUGGAAAAAGACAUCCAGACACUAAUGGAAGAGACUGCAGUUUCCUCUACAGAAAAUAAAUUUGAGUUCCUAUUGACUGACUAUUUUGAAGAGGAGUCUAACAAUGCAAUGACUAAGGAACGACAGAUGUCUUCAAUAAAAUCAAAACUGCUGAGGCUGCAAAGAGACAUUGAAAAAGCUUCGAGAGACCGGGAAGGCCUGGAACAAAUGCUGAAAGUCUACUCUGACAACCCCUCCUUCUCAGAUGCAGAGAGCCAGAAAAUCACAGCAGCCUUAAUGGAUGAGACUAAUUUGAAACUAGACCUUUUGCAAGCCAAUUCCUAUAAACUGUCAUCAGUGUUAGCAGAACUUGAGAAAAGACCUAAACCCAGCCAUCCCUGUAGUGCCUCCAUCUUCAAAUGGAAAGAAAAGCAGACACAUAGUUACUUGAAAAUAUCUCGGCCUUUUCUGAUGAAGAGAUUGGAGAAUGUGGUGAACAGAGCAUCCUCUGGUGGGCUGAGCUGUCCAACUUCUACGUCAGCAGCCUCCAGUGUGGCCGAGCCUGGCAAUGGUCUCUGCAAAGCCUUAUACUCCUUUCAAGCCAGGCAAGAUGAUGAAUUAAAUUUAGAAAAAGGUGACAUUGUGACUAUACACAACAAAAAAGAAGAAGGAUGGUGGUUUGGGUCGUUGAAUGGGAAGAAAGGCCAUUUUCCUGCUGCUUAUGUGGAGGAGCUUCCUUCAAAUACUGGAAACACAGCUACCCAGGCAUAAAAUAGAUGCUCAACGCUGGCUUACACACUCUGUAAACUCUUAAAUUCUACAAUGGUGCAAAUAAAAGAGAAACUUGUUAUUGUGA
This is a messenger RNA of Erinaceus europaeus (western European hedgehog), 1877 nucleotides long. RefSeq names its product nitric oxide synthase trafficking (gene NOSTRIN). The coding region runs from base 275 to 1792 and encodes 505 amino acids. The record is from RefSeq and is a predicted model, not a curated record. Gene Ontology annotation, biological process: signal transduction. The transcript has 16 exons. Gene Ontology annotation, molecular function: protein binding. Lineage: Eukaryota; Metazoa; Chordata; Mammalia; Eulipotyphla; Erinaceidae. Gene Ontology annotation, cellular component: plasma membrane; cytoplasm.